GGUCAAGUUUUAAACUUCCUCUGGUGUCAUAGUCCAGUUGUGUGCGCUUUACCGACUCGUACCGUUAUUUACUCCCUUCACCGUCGGUCGGUAACGAACCGUUUACGGCUUUAGCUCAUCUACCGUACAUGCUAGCAUGUGACCCGUUAGCUUACGUUAGCUGACGCUAGCCUGACACCGCAGCUAGCUUCGUCCAGAGCCUUUUCGGAGGAGUUAGCCGCGUAGUUCACUGACCCUGGGCAACAUGGCGACUUAGUGGCACUGUUUUGAACCUUCAGAGUCCAAAGGCAGCGUCGUGAUUCAGCUUUAAAAUGUCUCAGCUCGAUCCUGAUGACACCACACCGCUGCUCAGGGACGACGAGAGCAGUGAUGGAUCUGUGGAGGAGGACAGCAGCAGCCGGUGGAGGUCCAUCCGGGUCAUGUACUUCACCAUGUUCCUCAGCAGUGUAGGUUUCACUAUUGUCAUCACAUCCUUGUGGCCCUAUUUGCAAAAGAUUGACAGUAGUGCCGACGCCAGCUUCCUGGGAUGGGUGGUAGCAGCCUAUAGCCUCGGGCAGAUGGUGGCUUCGCCCAUCUUUGGCUGGUGGUCCAACCACCGGCCUCGCAGGGAACCACUGGUGUGCUCCAUCUUCAUCAACCUGUCAGCCAACAUCUACUACGCCUACGUCUACCUGCCCAAGACCAACAACAAGUUUCACAUGCUCAUGUCCAGAGCCUUCGUGGGCUUCGGAGCAGGUAAUGUUGCUGUGGUGAGAUCUUAUGUUGCUGGAGCUACAUCACUGAAAGAGAGGACCAACGCCAUGGCAAACAUGAGCGCCUGUCAGGCUCUGGGCUUCAUCCUCGGGCCGGCUCUGCAGGCGGGUUUGUCAUUCAUCGGUGAACAGGGCGUCACGGUGGAGUUCAUCCACCUGCGACUCAACAUGUACACUUCUCCUGCUUUACUGGCUGCAGCUCUCGGGAUCAUCAACAUCAUGCUUGUUCUCUGGGUGUUGAAAGAGCAUCGUGUUGAUGAUCACGGGAGAUGCGUUCAAGCUAUCAACUACACAUCAGAAGAUAGAGCUGAGAUUAGCGAAGAAACCGAGGAAACCAUCGAUCAGGUGGCGGUCGUGACCUCCAACGUCCUGUUCUUCGUCGUCAUGUUCAUCUUCGCUGUCUUUGAGACAAUUGCCACCCCGCUGACCAUGGACAUGUUCGCCUGGACCAGGAAGGAAGCUGUGCUGUACAAUGGCAUUAUCAUCUGCUGCAUUGGAUGUGAAUCUAUCCUGGUGUUUCUGGUGGUAAAAAUGGCUUCUCAAAGAGUUGGGGAUCGUCCUGUGUUUCUAGCAGGCUUGGCUAUUAUAUUUGCUGGCUUCUUUAUUCUGCUUCCAUGGGGAAAUCACUUCCCUAAAAUCCAGUGGGCAGAUGUCAAAAACAACUCGCUGAUCAGUAUGAUGUCUGGCGCCACGAUAGCACCCAACAGCUCUUUGGAGCCAACAGGCUGCCCAUAUGAACAGACCUGGUGCCAGUAUACUCCUGCCAUACACCUCGCCCAGUACAUUUCAUCUGACUUCCUUAUUGGGGUGGGAUACCCAGCUUGCAAUGUGAUGUCUUACACGCUGUAUUCCAAAAUCCUUGGACCAAAACCUCAGGGUGUUUAUAUGGGCUGGUUGACGGCGUCGGGUAGCGGGGCUCGAACGUUGGCCCCCAUCUUCGUCUCUCACGUCUACACCAUCCUGGGCCCUCGCUGGGCCUUCAGCCUCAUCUGUGCUCUGGUGGUCGGAGCCAUCGUCCUGCUCGGCUCAGUCUACCACAGACUCAUCGCCUUCUCUGUGCGCCAUGGAAGGACUGUAGAAUAACAACGUGGAGGCCGAUUUCUGUUUGGCUAAAAUCCUGGCCACAGUGACGGCUGUUGCUGCUCCUUAAUUUACAGUGUGAUAACUGAUAAACCUUUCAGAUUUUCUAACUCAGGUUUCUGAUCUUUAAAGUCUACAGUGAAGAGAGAAGGCCGAGGUAAGGAAUGACGGCUGCUUGGUGAGUUAUAGAGGAGCUAACACUGCACUGGAACCUGCUGUGAAUGAAGUUGUGGCACAUAUUCAGAGAGAGAAAACUCUCCUGGAGGAUAAACAUUAUGUUGGUGGUACUAAUUAAACAUUCCCUUCACUGAAGUCUUGAAGAAUAUUGAAAAUAUUUUUCCCAUUUUCCUUUAACGGCUUCACUUGUAGUUUAAAACUAAAGGUUUUUGUUUACCUGAAAUUAUGCAAAGUGGUGUGUAUGUGUGUGUAUGCUAAUGAUUAACUGAGUGAUAAAGAUUUUAUGUGAUCUUAUGUUUGUAUUUUCACUUUAAUAACACUGUAUUUUAUCAUUUCUGAUGUUAUCUUAUUUAUAAAUUAUAUCCAACAUGAUCUGCAUAAGAGACGGAUUGAAAGAAGAAAAAUUAGAAAGCUGUUUAAAUAAAAUACUAAAACAAAAACGUU
Messenger RNA from Amphiprion ocellaris (clown anemonefish), 2453 nucleotides. RefSeq names its product major facilitator superfamily domain containing 8 (gene mfsd8). Bases 312 to 1835 code for a protein of 507 amino acids. The record is from RefSeq and is a predicted model, not a curated record. Gene Ontology annotation, biological process: transmembrane transport. The transcript has 12 exons. Lineage: Eukaryota; Metazoa; Chordata; Actinopteri; Pomacentridae. Gene Ontology annotation, molecular function: transmembrane transporter activity. Gene Ontology annotation, cellular component: lysosomal membrane.